Messenger RNA from Magnolia sinica, 2319 nucleotides. Its product is annotated as protein gamma response 1. The record is from RefSeq and is a predicted model, not a curated record. The transcript has 3 exons. Gene Ontology annotation, biological process: double-strand break repair via homologous recombination; DNA double-strand break processing involved in repair via single-strand annealing. Gene Ontology annotation, cellular component: site of double-strand break. NCBI's taxonomy places the organism in Eukaryota, Viridiplantae, Streptophyta, Magnoliopsida, Magnoliales, Magnoliaceae. Gene Ontology annotation, molecular function: double-stranded DNA binding; flap-structured DNA binding; single-stranded DNA binding. Bases 784 to 2268 code for a protein of 494 amino acids.
UUAAUAUGAAGAACUCGAAGUAAAAAAAAAAAUCAUUUCAUUUCAUAUUUAAAUUCGAGAAAGUCGAUGAGAAUUCGAUGCAAAAGCUGUGAUAAAUCUGUAUGAAUUUCUUUGAAAUAUCUAUGGUGUGUUUGCGUGCUUGAUUUAUGCAUGCUUCGUGAUUGGUCUUUACUGGGAUCUGGACUGUUGGAUGGGGUUAAUAGGAAGUCGAUGAAUCGGUCGUGAUUUCUGAGAUUAGGUUUUUCUUCUCCAUUUGAGUGGUCGUGAUCUGGACUGUUGCAUCUGGCAGCCUCUCCAGCUUAACAACUGACUGUCUUCUGCAUCACCACCAUCUCCGCCGAAACUGACGCCCGAACCAUCUUGUAUGUCACCGUCCGGCGCUGCCAACCACAACCGACCACCAUUUACAGGGUCCCUGCCGGUGCUACUGCCCACGACCCUGCUGUCCCUGCUGCGUCCUCCUUCCGGCUUGUGUUGCACGGAACACACAUACUAUAUUCUGUCUUGGUGUGUAUUGUUGGAAGAAAGGGUUAUUGAAGAUUUUUAGGGCAUUCUAUGGACUAGAUUGCUAUGAUCCGGCAAUAGCCAUCCUUUUGUCCUUUCACUUCAAUCGUCCAGUGAUUUGGUGUGGCCCUGUCCUGUGCCCUUUCUUGACCUGCUGCUGCUCCACGUCUUCCAUCUCAAUAGCAUCAAGACGAGGAUUGUGGGAUAUAGUUGAUGGAAUCGACUCUAUUCCUACAAUGGAUCAUUUUCUAACAAGUGGUCAUCUUGAUAUCUCUAGAGAUGGAAGGAGAAUUGCAGACUUCACCAGUAUUAGAUUAUUCCAUUGACGAUGAUGACUCGAAGUACUUUGCUGGGCUCAGCACCAUAUUGGUGGCUACAAUUCAGGAAGUUAAAGACAGGAUUUCGCAGAUAGAGUUUAUCUUCUGCAGCCAGCUCUUCCCUAAUUUCCAGUCAAGAACUAGAAGCUUGAGGAAAAAGCUUGUGGAUGCCAGGAAAGCUGCAGAAGAUGACUGGAAAAAGAAGGAAAACUCUCUCUUACAUCAAAUAGAAGAGCUCCGGCAUGAAAAGCUUCUUGCAGAGGAACAAAACCAGCAUAUUCUAGCUUCGCUUGAAGGGGAGAAGGCGAAGUUAUCAAAUACUGAACAGUUACUGCACAUGUAUGAAACUGAGAAGAAAGAACUACUGGCCAAACUAGAAAGUCUAGAGAAGAACAGAGAGGUCGCUGAGCUCCAAGAACAACUUAGGCAGAAAGCUGAAGAAAAGGACAAGGGAAAGGAAUUGGAAGAGCAGCUGCUGCAACAGAUUGAUCUGAAAGAUCGUGAGCUGUUGGGUGAACAGAAUAAAAGAAAAGGAGCAACUGCUCAAUAUGUAAAGUUGAAAAAAUCUUUUAAAGAAUUGAAAUCUCAGUACAACUUUCUCCUCAAAAGGUCCUGUUCUACCGCAGAAAAUAAGCUCGCACACAACAGGAUGGAAGAGGAAAGGGAUUCAUCAAGGCAUCAUCAGAUUCAGCAAGGUUCACCAGGUUCUAGAAGUGAAAAUCCAGAUACCACACGGAUUGCUACCAAACCAAAUGAAGGGAAGAAUGAAACCGGUUUUCCCGAAAAACUGGAUGAUGAAAAGGGUGCCAGAUCAAUUCAAAAUUUGGACACCAACUGCAAUGUCAAGCUGCCUUCCACUUCCAAUUCCUUCCAUGCACAAAAGAGCCCCGUAAAUGCAAAAUGUGAGUUGUUAGCUGGAGUAAAGAGAUCAUCUUCAUGUUGGAGAGACACUCGGUUACGGCAAGAACCUGGCGGUGCAGAUCCGCACGAUGAUUUUCUUGACACUCCCUUGGAGAAUGCUAAGAUAAACAGGAACAAAGCCCCAAAGGGAGAUGUUCUAGAUAUUCCAGCCCCAGCACCAAAAGACAUGGAUUUUGAGAACUCGGAUGAUGAAACACAGGAUCUAAAUGCUGAUGGGACACCACCAAAGCAGCAUGUCUCAAUUCCAAGGCCAGAGAACAGAGGUUUUAAGUUUGUGGAACCAGUAAGGAAGAAAGCUGAGAGGGAGAAUUUGAAGGGAGUUGAAUGCAAGCAAUGCAAGAAAUUUUAUGAUGCUGUUCUUCCUGACGGAGACAGACACACCGUCAAUGACAACAACAAUAACAUCAAUGGUGGUCACAAUAUUCACUGUGAGCACCAUGAUGGGGUUUCGAGGCAUCGGUAUAGGUAUGUUCCUCCCAUGACUCCAGAAGGAUUUUGGAAUAUUGGAUUUGAUUCAGACAUUUAAGUGUUUUUCUUUCCUUUAAAGAGUGAAAUUCAUUCAAUCCAAGCUUUGCUA